UACAGUUAAUGCGGCGGAUGUUGAUGUUUUGUUUCGGAGCCUGUAGGAUGAUGUGAGCGACCUGCUUUUUCUUACUGGUCACCAUCCCCUCCGUUAAGUUUCUUCGUACAAUUUUUCUCGGUAAGCUCGAACCGUUCGGCGGCAUCGUGUCUCUCUCGGUGUCUCGUCCGGGAAGCGCGAGACCGAGUCGCGCGAUGAUGGAGGACUUUGAUGAGAUCUACGAAGAGGAGGAGGAAGACGAGGACGAAGACAGGGCCGCGGAAGAACAGCUCCUCAAGUACGCUCCGGACCCGGUGGUGGUCAGAGGGUCCGGCCACGUCACGGUGUUUGGACUUAGUAACAAAUUUGAGUCGGAAUUUCCAUCAGCACUUACAGGAAAGGUGGCGCCGGAGGAAUUCAAGGCCAGCAUCAAUCGCGUGAACGGCUGCCUGAGGAAGACGCUGCCAGUGAACGUGCGCUGGCUGCUGUGCGGCUGCCUGUGCUGCUGUUGCACUUUGGGCUUCAGCUUGUGGCCCGUCAUCUGCCUCAGCAAAAGAACGAGAAGAUCGAUAGAGAAGCUCUUGGAGUGGGAAAACAGUAGACUUUAUCACAAGCUGUGUUUGCACUGGAAACUUAGCAAAAGAAAGUGCGAAUCCAACAACAUGAUGGAAUAUGUUAUCCUAAUAGAGUUCCUACCUAAGAUCCCCAUCUUCAGACCGGACUAGCCUGGACCAGGUCUCUUGCAGAAUCUCCGAGGCUGAGUAACCACUCCCCUUGAAAUACUCCAAUGCUUGUGUUUACAUUGGUCCCCCACACCUUUUUUUUUAAACUUUUUUUUUUUAUAUAACCCUCGUCCUCACACAGACCUUAUCAACAUCUUUGUUUACAAACUUGAAUGUCCCACACUUGUGUCUGGACUGAACGCAGCAUUGAACUUUGACCUUUUGGUCGAGCGGGUGCACUGCUGGCUCGCACCAGUCUGCGGGAUGCGUAGCGGGAACGGGAAGUGUAGCCACGAGGCACCGUUGCGGAUUUCUUAUGGAACUUUACACGUGAGACGGGACUCUAUGAGUUAUGUGAGAAGCAACUGGAAUUUAAAAAAACUUUUUUUUGUGGUCCUUUUUGUGUUCUGUAACCGAGCACACAGCGAACGAUGAAACGAAACACUUUCGUUUAUUACAUCCUGACUUCACCUUAAAAAAAAAAAAACCUUAAAAAAACACCCCAGUGCUUUCUGAACAGUUGGAGUGCUCCACUGGAUCUGAACGAGAGGCCACGGAAACUAAACCGGCUGAAUUCCACCAAACGCCCUGCUACCACCAACGCUUCGUCCGGCCAUCUUUCAGGCCACUGCAGACCUCACUGUGCACCACCCAGAGACAAUCACACACUCUUGACUGCACUGUCCACGUGUGUGAGCGGGUCUUUGUGCCACGCUGUUCUACACUUGAGCAAGUUGAAAGGACAAGUGAGAGAUUUUAGCAACGAAAAAAAAAAUCAAUAUUUGUUUACCGUUUUGGUGAAGAGAGACCAUAUUUGCUUUUUUUUUUUUUCUGUGUGCGUGCGUGUGUGUGAGUACAUGUGUGUCCGAUAGAGAAAUUAGCAAAAAAAACAAGAGGGAAAAAAAAAGCGACAAAUCAGAAAUGAAGACAAACUCUUUACUCUGUUCUGCAGGGGUUCUUUAUUUGAUUGCCAUAAUCUUUUUUUUCCUCUCUAAAGAAUUCUAAAAUCUAACUUUUGUUUUUUUUAUUCAAAUUUUUUAUUUUUUAUCUGUGAUCACGUGUCAACACUGAAGCACACGGUUACUACAUCCGUCACUCCUUUAUGUGUUCCUGUCCCGUUUAGACAGCUAACCACAGAUUAUACUGUAUGUCGGUGUUCAGUCGGAGAGCAAAGAGGCUCCUCGGAGGAAACAGUUAGUUCUCUUUCCUCUGAAGGACUUGGGUUCAGUGGGAGAAUUCAGUGGUCUUUGGAAGGUGGUGAGCAGGUUUGCUCACCAUGAAGCGGAACUACAGUAGUCGGCAGAAUCAGAGUCCUCCCAAAUCUGGAUGCUGAAACUUGCACAAAUCGGUGUCGACGACACGCUAUUUCCUCUUCAGGUCUGACUGGAAGCUUCGAGUUAUUUCAGUUAGCUUCAAUAAGUCAUCUGGAGUAAAACUAAGGUUUUUUUAUUUGUUUUUUCUAAAAGCUGUUCCAUGUUCUAGAUCAGAGCACGAGGCGCGUAUCGUUUUAAAGUGGAUACAUUUUACGUUUGAAAAAGGAAAGCAAGAUAAAAGACGCCUCUGUGCAGUUAAGACUCUCCAUCAGUUUUUCCUACUCUGCACGCCUGUGUCCAAACAUCCAAUUUACGGAGACUAAGGACUACGCAAGUCGAAGAAUUCUAAGAAAAAAAAAAUCAAAAGCCGCCUCGUAUUCGGUGGGUCGGCUCGGGCGAUUGUAUGGGCGACACUCAGGGGAGAUCAACAACAAAAUGUAGCAUUACAAAAACCUCACAGUCAGGUAUGUUCCAAAGUCACACCAGGGUAUGGACUUCAACACACAAACCACACCAUGCUCCGGGUAGUCUGGGGAAGGGGG
Messenger RNA from Menidia menidia (Atlantic silverside), 2556 nucleotides. Lineage: Eukaryota; Metazoa; Chordata; Actinopteri; Atheriniformes; Atherinopsidae. The record is from the annotation of a GenBank genome assembly.